Sitodiplosis mosellana (orange wheat blossom midge) is the source of this 3345-nucleotide messenger RNA. RefSeq names its product nuclear exosome regulator NRDE2. The record is from RefSeq and is a predicted model, not a curated record. The transcript is spliced from 4 exons. Gene Ontology annotation, cellular component: catalytic step 2 spliceosome. Bases 103 to 3234 code for a protein of 1043 amino acids. Gene Ontology annotation, molecular function: protein binding. Lineage: Eukaryota; Metazoa; Arthropoda; Insecta; Diptera; Cecidomyiidae. Gene Ontology annotation, biological process: regulatory ncRNA-mediated post-transcriptional gene silencing; negative regulation of RNA catabolic process; RNA processing.
GGCAAAACGUUAAUGAACGUCAAAGUGAAACAUUGAACAGCACUUUAAACAACAACUGUGUGUUUUUCGUGUGUGUGCCAAAAAGGAUUCCAAGGCAUAAUAAUGUCUUUGUUUCCAGCUUAUUCGAAUAUUGCAAGUACCUCACAAAAUGACGAAACACCAGCCACCUCUACUCAAACAGAAAAAAAUGAAGACUGGUUGACAAAUUCGAGUUUUCAAGUGGCUGCAAAUGUACAGCGUACGGAGGCUGACGUUGAAUUUAUUGACUCAGAUGACGAUGAACCAACGACGACGACACAACUAACCAAACAGAAAAAACAUUCGAAGAAAAAAAAGAAAAAAGACCACAAACAUCACAAAGACAAACGACCAAAACUCGAAACAGUAAACAAAACUGAACCAAAGUCGGAAUUUACAGGCAAAGAAAAUUAUUAUGUGGAUAAAAAGCCAUGCAAUAGCUACUAUUCGAUGGAAACAUUGAAGCGGGAUGAUUCGGCCCGUUAUCGUGUAACAUUUCAUUACGUUGGCACAUUGACAUCACAACAAUGGCGCAUUUUACAUCGACGACGAUCCAAAGACAAAUUGAAACGAUACUUUACGAAACACAAAACUGACAAAGUCAAAACUUCGGCACCGGAUGGAGAUGGCGGUGGUUGCGGCGGUGGCGAUGAUGACAAGGAAACAACGUCGAAAAAUCAUCGAUUGAACGAGGAGGAUUUUACAGCGAAAACCAAAGUUCUCAAUAAGAAUCUGUUGUCCAGCCCAAAGGAUAUCGACUUGUGGCUGGAAUAUGUUCGAUUUCAAGAUCAUUUUUACAUGAAAAUGACCAAAAUCCAGAUGGCCGAACGCAAAAUGGAAAUUUUAAAUAAAGCACUGCGCGAUAAUCCAAGCAAUGAGCGGCUUUAUCGUGAAUAUAUUGACAUUCUGGAGCAAGCAUAUCCAUCAUUUGAAGUGAGCAAAUUUUUGGAUGCACUGAUUCAAAAAGAUCCGGCCAACUAUAUUUUGUGGAAUGCUCAGAUUAUGGCGACGCAGGGUUCAAUGGCACGUUGUCGUGUGCCUGAUGUCAUGACCUUGUAUGAGAAAUGCAUGAAAAAUAUGUACAAACGGAAUCGUUGUGACGAUUUGACACUCAGGCUUUUCAACAGUUGCGCGUUAUUCCUUCGUCAAUCGGGUUUGAGUGAGCAGUUUUUCGCUUUGUUAACAUUGGCGCUUGAGUUGAAUGUGAGCGAGAAUAAAUUUUCGAAAAUUCAAUCGAAGGAAUCGGAUCAGAAUUCGUUGAUCGAAUAUGAGGAGAUUGUAUUAAAAUCCGGUUUGCCAAUGAAUGAGAUAUGGUUGCGUGUGGAAAAACUGCGACAAAACUACUACUUUUUGCCAUGUCCAAUGGAUCGUUCAUGCAGCGAUCCGCAACGUGUUGUUUUAAAUGAAGAUAUCUACCAUUAUAUUUAUCCAUUAUCGAAUCGUGACUUUGCAUUCAAUUUGGUGAUAAUAGUUUUGAGAUUGUUGAAAAUCCCGCUAUUCGAUAAUUGUCGCUUAAAAUCGAGCAUUUUCAAUACGUAUGACGUCAGCAAUUGUGAUAAUCUCUGUGACUUUGAUUGUAUCGAAGAAAUAACGCCAAUUUUUCUGCAUCGAACCAUACUCCACACCAACAAAGUGUUUGAUGAUAUUUUGUGGGGAAUGAUCCGUGACUUUAGCAUUGGCCCAUCGUUUGUUACCACUCAUAUUGGCCACGAGCUGUACAUAAAAUAUUUGGGCGAAGUGCUGCUGCUGUGUGCGGAAUGUUUCACCAAUCGCGCCGAUCAGUCGUACAAACGGAAUAUAUUCGUGUUGCUGCUGCUGCGUUUGGAGCGAAUUGUGAUGGCAUUUGAUGUGUACAUGAAUAAAUGGAAUGAAGACAAAACCAAACGGCUUCGAACGAAAAUCAAAAACCUUUUGAAACGCGAUGAAAAUCGAAAUUGUUUGGUAUUUUAUGUGGAAUUUGCACAGAUCGAAUACGAUUUGAAGCGAUUCGAACAGGCCGAACAUAUUUAUAUAGCGGCAAUUAGUCAGAGCAAUCCAACGAUUGAUGAUGAUUGCACACGAUCCGAGUAUUGGUAUGUGUGUAUAUCGUUAAUUGAAAUGUUAAUCCGUGAACAGCAGUUGAAUAAGGCGCUAAAUUUGCUCAAUGCAAUUGCAUUGGAUAAGAAAAUCGAUCCCAAAGACUAUGAGGCCAGCGAAAUUAGUGAAGCGUCGAAUUUGUUGGCAUCGAAAAAACUCGAUGAACGCUUAAAAAAUAUUUGCUUCAUCGAACGCAAUGUAUCGAUUAUGGAUAUCGUACAAAGUUUCCAGCCCGAUUAUUUGAUGUGUGUGAUUAAAGCCAAUGUCUACCAUAAAAUAUUGUGGCGAAAAUCCAAAGAUGAUGCCGUUAAACAAUUGGACGUGUUGCUCAAGUCAUUCCCCGAAAAAAAUCACCGACACGAAUUUAUACGCGAGCAAUUGUACGAGAUUUAUGCCAAUUUGAUGCUAUACAAAUUGUCACGUAGUUUAAGCACGGUGACAUUGACCGCAGAAAAUGAAACAUUUUUGAUGGUCAGCCGUGGUCUUGAUGAAUUCCCAACCAAUAUGCACUUGCUAAAGUGUGCAGCCAUGUGCCAUAAUCAACCGUGGCAUCGGAUACGAGCACUUUUGGUCAAACAUCAUUCACCCAUUGCCAUCAUGUUUCUCGUUGUUGCCGCUCAGUUUCGUUAUAAAAAAUAUGCCAAUACACAAUCCAACACGAACCCAAGUCUGUCCGUCGAUUUGGAUUAUUUGAACGUAUUGUCGGCCGAUGUUAAAGACAUUGAAAAUGCAUACAAAACCCGAGUUACCAAUCUAUUGAAGAUGUUCACCGAUCACGAGGCAGCCACUCGCAAAAACUCUUUACUAUGGCGACUUUACUUACGAAGUUUGCUGGAUGUUUCGAACGAUUUCGAUAAAUGUCGCAACAUUUUAUUGACGGCACUCAACGAAUGCCCUUGGAAUAAAGUAAGUUCAAUCGAUGAAGAUUACAUUUUUCGAAGAAUACAUUUUUUUUUGUUUCCUGAAGACAUGAAGUUGAAAAUGAACGCAAUUAACGAAAUUUUUCCAUUUUCAGGCACUUUAUCUCGACGGAACAGUGUAUGUGCCACAAGAGUUGGCUCAUCUUCAAGAUUUGAUCAUCGAAAAGCAGCUACGAAUCUAUGCAAUGCCCGAGGAAUUGGAGAUUCUACGGAAUUUUGAUGAAGUUAAAUAAAUUAACCCAUAUUUUUAAUUCAAUCUAAACUUCUAAUCAAAAUAAAAAUUUAAAAUAAUAGAGAGAAAAAAAUGUGAAAAAUAAAUGUUUACAACGGA